AGCGCUGCGAGAAAGACGCGGGCUUACACCUGCGUGUUCUCAAAACUUUACGCGACUAACAACUGCAGUGAUUCGGAAUUUGAACUGAGAGUGUUGAGUUGCUUGUGUCAAGUUUAGUGAUGACUUUAGAAUGGAACAGCCUACUUUCGUGCCUCCUGGACAAACGUUGAUGUCAGAGGAAAUGGAAACGAGGGACCGGCUCGCCAAGGAGAUAGUUCUCCUCGUGCUCUUCUUAGUGUCGACGGCGGCGAACUCGCUAGCGUUACUGGUUUUCUGCCGACGACCUGGCCUGAGAACAAUUUCUAAUAGGUUCGUCAUCAACCUCCUGGCGACGAAUUUGCUGACCACCUCCCUGCUCGCGCCCGCCCUGUUCGGCGAGCACACCGCGAGGGAGGGCGCCGCGGCGUGGGUCGAGGCGGGGGACGCGGCCGCCUCUGCCUGCAGCCUGGCCGCGCUACUAGCUAUCAUGCUGAUAUCCCUCGACCAGCACCACGCAGUCACAGACCCCCUGCGCUGCCACGCUCGGCUCCUCCAACGCCGGCCUGCUGCCCUCUGUGCGGCCACGUGGUUCGCGGCCGUCACUGCCGCUCUCAUCAGGGCUGCCAUCGCUGUCUUCCGCCACUUCUACCCGCUCGAGCCUAUCGUACAAGGAGUCGAACUGGCCUACUACGUCGUGUACUUAAUUCUUGGAGUUCUGGUGCCGGCCGCUAUAGUCUGCGUCAUGUAUGCAAGAAUAUACAGAGCGGCACGCUCUUCUGGACUCCGAGCGAGGGCACACGGCGCCAGUGCCCUGCAGCUUCACGAGCCUCCAGCGAACCUGCCCGACUUAAUUGAAGAAGGCGAAGGGCUCACACUGAGAAUAGAUGUUCCUGAUGCGACUGAUAAUGCUGCGUCUGCUGAGGCUGAUCGCAAAUACGGUCCGUUCCUGCUUCCUCCAGAACGCCCGCUUCGGUGCCCUUCUGUCGCUAGUCUCCGAAACUCGCGAAAAGAGGGAAAAUCGAAUGAAGAUCUGAGAAGAGGACUGCCCGCUGUCAGUUCAGCGCCUUCGCUGGCUGCUCCGCUAUUGGCCGUGCAACCGCGUACGCCGCAGCCUGCUGUUAGUACUUCAAGAAUAACAUCUAUCCGGUGUAGAAUUUCGAACGCUUCAUUAUUUCGUUAUAGGGAAGAAUCUCGUGCGGCUCGUGUUGGACUAUUAACUGGUGCAUUAGUGAUGUUACACAUUCCGCACGCUGCAGCUGCGGUCGUGUCGGCGGCCGUGCCCGGGCUCGCUGAAAGUGCGCGGACGCCCGCUCUGGCGUUGCUGCUGCUCUCUGCUGCGGCGUCUCCGUUCCUAUUCGCGUUGCGCUCGCGCCGCGUGCAGCGUGAAGCGCGGCGCUUACUGUUGCCCGAGAAGAGCGCUUGGGCUAGAAGUAAUAGCGCCGCUGCGGCGGCUGUCGCUGACGGGCAGCGUGCUCGCGCUGCGUUGGAAUUGCUGAGGACCCUGUCGCCGGGUAGCGGUGGUGGUGAAGCGCCGCCGUCGGGAAACGGCUCAGAAGGGGGCGCGUGCCGCGGCUCCUUCAGCUCGGGCGGCAGCACCCAGCUGUCGUCGGCGUCGGACGAGUGACCGCCCGCGCCCCGCGUGCCCCCCCACGCACCCCCGCGGGUCCGAUUCUCCCCGCGGCCCACCGCUAUCCUCAUCUGUGAUACUAGGCUAAGCCACUCCGCGCUCGGCGCGACCGUUAGACUGAUUUAGUAUUAAGUUAAUUUAUUGUGUCCAUGUACCUUUCCGCUGAGCGGACAAUUUUAUUAC
Amyelois transitella is the source of this 1789-nucleotide messenger RNA. RefSeq lists its product as uncharacterized. Gene Ontology annotation, molecular function: alpha1-adrenergic receptor activity. NCBI's taxonomy places the organism in Eukaryota, Metazoa, Arthropoda, Insecta, Lepidoptera, Pyralidae. The coding region runs from base 131 to 1603 and encodes 490 amino acids. The record is from RefSeq and is a predicted model, not a curated record. The transcript is spliced from 2 exons. Gene Ontology annotation, cellular component: membrane. Gene Ontology annotation, biological process: positive regulation of cytosolic calcium ion concentration; cell-cell signaling; adenylate cyclase-activating adrenergic receptor signaling pathway.